Danaus chrysippus (African queen) is the source of this 744-nucleotide messenger RNA. The record is from the annotation of a GenBank genome assembly. NCBI's taxonomy places the organism in Eukaryota, Metazoa, Arthropoda, Insecta, Lepidoptera, Nymphalidae.
UUGGACGAUCAGUUGGUCGACCAGUUGGACGAUCAGUUGGUCGAUCAGUUGGACGAUCAGUUGGUUGACCAGUUGGACGAUCAGUUGGUCUAUCAGUUGAUCGAUCAGUUGGUCGACCAGUUGGACGAUCAUUUGGUCGAUCAGUUGGUCGAUCAGUUGGACGAUCAGUUGGUCGAUCAGUUGGACGAUCAGUUGGUUGACCAGUUGGACGAUCAGUUGGUCGAUCAGUUGGACGAUCAGUUGGUUGACCAGUUGGACGAUCAGUUGGUCGAUCAGUUGGUCGACCAGUUGGACGAUCAGUUGGUCGAUCAGUUGGUCGAUCAGUUGGACGAUCAGUUGGUCGAUCAGUUGGUCGAUCAGUUGGUCGAUCGGUUGGACGAUCAGUUGGUCGAUCAGUUGGUCGACCAGUUGGACGAUCAGUUGGUCGACCAGUUGGACGAUCAGUUGGUCGAUCAGUUGGUCGAUCAGUUGGUUGAUCAGUUGGUAGAUCAGUUGGACGAUCAGUUGGUCGAUCAGUUGGUCGAUCAGUUGGCCGACCAGUUGGUCGAUCAGUUGGUCGAUCAGUUGGACGAUCAGUUGGUCGACCAGUUGGACGAUCAGUUGGUCGAUCAGUUGGACGAUCAGUUGCCCAACCAGUUGGUCGAUCAAUUGGUCGAUCAGUUGAUCGAUCAGUUGGUCGAUCAGUUGGACGAUCAGUUGCCCAACCAGUUGGUCGAUCAAUUGGUCGAUCAGUUGAUCGAUUGA